GAAUUCAUAGAUUCCUUCUGCACCGUCUUCAGGGCAGAUUACAUAGUGAGGGAGAGACUUUUCACUCAGAAGGGUGCCAGAGGCAAGAAGUCUUGGCCAGGUGAUUAUGAAUGGAUUCACAGAGCAUAUGCGAAGUCUUUCUGGCGUAUGGACAGGCUUUUGCGGCUUGGGAGAAACGAAGUUUCCAGAGUCUGCUGGAGCAGUUGUACAGCUGCCACCUGUAUAAUAGAAAAUAUAAGCAACGAAAAGGAAAGCCAACCUGAAGAAGAGGAGGAGAAAAUGCUUGAAAAGGUAACUGAGGAAGAGGAACAGAACGUCGGACAACAGAGCGAGGAGGAGAUGCCUAAAAGGAUAUUCAUAGCAAAGAAAAAAGGUGACGCAGAACAGGGAGUGGCUCUGCUUAUAACUAAGAAAGAGAGGGGCAGUGUCACAGAACAGCAGCCAGAGGAGCCACUUGGAGGAACCAACGGCAAAAAGGAAAGCAGCACAGUAGAGUCAGAAAACAAUGAGCAGGUUGCCAAUAAUAAGGAUGUGAUUCAGGAAGAGAAUCUGCUUGAAAGCAAGGAACAGCAGCAAGAAGAAUCACUUGAAAGAACAGAUGAUCAUGCCAGAGAGCCAGGGGACAAUGUUCAGAUUGCUGAUCACAUAGAUGGGGGCAAGGAAGAGGGUCUCCUUGAAAACAUGGAAGAGCAGCAAGGUGAGUCACCUGAAAGAACAGAUGAUAACACUGGAGAGCCAGGAGACAAUGUGCAGAUUGCUGAUCAUAUAGAUGGGGGCAAGGAAGAGGGUCUCCUUGAAAACAUGGAAGAGCAGCAAGGUGAAGUCAUGAAAGAACAGAUGAUAACACUGGAGAGCCAGGAGACAAAUGUGCAGAUUGCUGAUCAUAUUGAUGAGAGCCAGGAAGGAGUCUCUCUUGGAAACAUGGGACAGCAACAAGGUGAGUCAUCUGAAAGAACAGAUGAUCACACCAGAGUGCCAGGAGACAAUGUGCAUGUUGCUGAUCAUAUAGAUGAGAGCCAGGAAGAGGGUCUGCUUGAAAACAUGGAACAGCAGCAAGGAGAGUCAUCUGAAAGAACAAAUGAUCUCACCGCAGAGCCAGGAGACAACGAGCACAUGGCAGAUAGCAUAGAUGGGAGUCAGGAAGAGGAAGAGCUUGAAGGCGACAAUAGUUCUGCACCGACAGAAGAAAAAUUGGACUCAUGCAUAUUGCUAAUAUUG
Messenger RNA from Podarcis muralis (Common wall lizard), 1218 nucleotides. NCBI's taxonomy places the organism in Eukaryota, Metazoa, Chordata, Lepidosauria, Squamata, Lacertidae. The record is from RefSeq and is a predicted model, not a curated record.